This is a messenger RNA of Guyanagaster necrorhizus, 2205 nucleotides long. RefSeq names its product P-loop containing nucleoside triphosphate hydrolase protein. Gene Ontology annotation, molecular function: ATP hydrolysis activity; ATP binding. The record is from RefSeq and is a predicted model, not a curated record. The coding region runs from base 1 to 1911 and encodes 636 amino acids. The transcript is spliced from 10 exons. NCBI's taxonomy places the organism in Eukaryota, Fungi, Basidiomycota, Agaricomycetes, Agaricales, Physalacriaceae.
AUGGCACCCUCAGCCUCCAAACAAAAGCGCCUUGCCGAAAAAGCAGCCAAAAAAGCCGCCGGUGGUACAGGUGCCUCAACGUCAACGUCUACGCCGUCGGGGUCAGUCAAUGGCGGAAGCAGUGUCAAUACCCCAAUCACCAGCAUGAGUGCUGCCACGAGUCAGGAGGAUCUCACUUCGAUGGCGAAGCUUAACAUUGCAACAGAAAGGAGCGCAGCGGGAGUGCUUGUAUCCGAUGUGAAAGCUCGAGACAUCAAGAUAGAUUCGUAUACUCUUUCGUUCCACGGCCGUCUUCUUGUUGAGAAUGCAGAGAUAGCGCUCAACUAUGGCCAGCGGUAUGGUCUUUUGGGCGAAAAUGGCUCUGGAAAGUCUACAUUCCUCCAAUCUAUUGCUGAGCGCGACAUAGAAAUACCGCAACACAUCGAUAUCUACCUUGUACGUGGUGAGGCCGAACCCUCAGAAGUCAACGCUGUCGACUUCAUCGUUGCUUCCGCCAAACAAAAGGUUGCUAAGCUUGAGGCUUACAUAGAGGAGCUUUCGGUGGCAGAGGAUGUUGAUGAAGUCGCUCUCGAUGCUGCAUAUGAGGAGCUUGAGGAGCUUGAUCCUAAUACAUUCGAGACGAAAGCGGGAAGUAUCCUCCACGGUCUUGGAUUCUCUCAAGCUAUGAUGAAGAAACCGACAAAAGAUAUGAGCGGUGGUUGGCGGAUGCGUGUGGCUCUCGCCCGAGCGCUUUUCGUCAAACCUCAUCUGCUUCUGCUCGACGAACCCACUAACCAUCUCGAUCUCGGUGCCGUAGUGUGGCUUGAAGCGUACCUUUCAACGUAUAAUCAUAUCCUCGUGAUCACAUCGCACUCCCAGGAUUUCAUGGAUUCGGUCUGUACGAACAUCAUGGAUUUGACUCCGAAGAAGAAGCUGGUCUACUACACCGGUAACUAUACUGUGUACGUGCGGACAAAGAAGGAAAACGAAGUGAACCAGAUGAAGGCGUAUAACAAACAACAGGAAGAAAUUCUGCACAUCAAAAAAUUCAUUGCUUCUGCCGGUACCUAUGCUAAUCUUGUGCGUCAAGCUAAAUCUAAACAAAAGAUCCUCGACAAGAUGGAAGCCGCCGGACUGGUCGAGAAAAUCGAGAUAGCCAAACCUCUGCGUUUCAACUUCGAAGAUAUUCGGAAACUCCCGCCGCCCAUCAUUGCGUUCGAUGAGGUGGCUUUCUCGUACUCGGGUAAGAAGGAGGAUUAUCUCUAUGAAGGUCUAUCCUUCGGUAUAGAUAUGGAUUCUCGAGUAGCCAUCCUCGGUGCCAAUGGUGCUGGUAAAUCAACGCUGCUGCAUUUGAUUACCGGAGUACUCCAACCGUCGCAGGGAACCAUCUCGAAACAUGCCGCUUUGAAACUAGCAAAAUAUUCGCAACACAGCGCGGAUCAGCUACCCUACGACAAGUCCCCAAUUGAAUAUUUCCAGGAGCUGUUCAGCCAGAAGUUCCCGGAGAAGGAUAUACAAGCAUGGCGAGCACAGCUGGGUCGCUUUGGUUUGUCGGGAGGCCAUCAAACAUCGCCAAUACGGCAGUUAUCAGAUGGACUAAGGAAUAGGGUGGUAUUCGCUCAAUUGGCCAUGGAGCACCCGCACAUCCUCCUGCUGGAUGAACCCACUAAUCAUUUGGAUAUGGAAUCCAUUGAUGCCCUGGCGAAAGCCAUCAAAGAGUUCGAGGGAGGAGUGGUUAUCGUGUCCCACGAUUUCCGUUUAAUCUCUCAAGUAGCUGAGGAACUAUGGGAGGUAGCAAAUAAGACCAUCAGGAACCUGACGAAGGACGACAUCAGCAUCGUCGAUUAUAAGAAGAAUUUGGUUCGACAAAGUAAUGCCGCUAUCGAGAAAGCGAAACUGUUCAGCAAAACAGCGCCCAAGGGCAAGACCUAAAUGAAAGUUUGUUGUAUUGUUACGAUUGUCGACGAUUGCAUGUGCAUGUGGUAUACUUUUACAUACAAUACAUACUAUAUAGACAUCAUAGAACAGGGGCCAAAGUGAAUGAGGUUGGUGGAUAUAACUAAGACUUUUCAGUAAUGUCAUUUACUCGAGGUAUAAAGGGAUUCACAAGAGUUCGCUAUAGACCCAACCAGAUGCAGAUAAAAAUGAUAAUGCUAGUAAUCUGUGAUUUGCUGAUACAUAAACAUUUGCUUGAUUUGGUGACUUCGUAUUCUACCAUCCAGUGUC